AUGACACCUGAGAAUAACAGUACUUCCCGUGUGACAGAAUUUAUACUACUUGGAUUUCCAUAUCUUCAGGACUACUCACUUGCAUUGUUCUUCAUGUUUCUGCUAAUCUAUAUAAUUAUCAUCACGGGAAAUACUGCCAUCCUUGUUGCAGUGACAAGAGCUCAGAGGCUGCAUACACCUAUGUAUUUUUUCCUCAGCAACUUGGCUAUAGUUGAUAUAUUACUUACAAAUACAACUAUUCCAAAGAUGCUUUCCCUGUUUCUGCACAAUGCCAAUACAAUUUCAUUUAGUGCAUGCUUCAUUCAAGUGUAUAUUUUACAUUCAUUAGGUGUGACAGAAGGCUUGCUUCUUGUGGUUAUGGCAUAUGAUCGCUAUGUAGCCAUAUGCAAUCCAUUACGAUAUACUGUAAUCAUGUCCAACAAAGUUAACAUUUUGAUGACAGCAACAAGCUGGAUUAUAUCUUUCAUUAUUAUAGCAGGACCAAUAAUCAAAGCACUAGAAUUACCUUUCUGUGGGCCUAACAGUAUAAAUCAUUGCUUCUGUGAUCACUUGUUUGUUAUAAGAUUAGCAUGUGCAGACAUAUCACUUCACACAUAUAUUGGUUUCUCUAUUGCAAUGGCAGUUGCUAUAGUUCCCCUCACUUUAGUUGGAUACUCAUACAUUAAAAUUAUCAAGUCUGUAUUAAAUAUAUGUUCUUCUGAGGAUCGCUGGAAGGUGUUUUCCACUUGCAGCUCUCACUUGAUGGUUGUAGUUAUAUAUUAUUUAUCCAUUGGUGUUACAUAUAUAUCUUAUAGAGUUGAAGGGAGUAGUGAUGAAUUCCAUGCUAUUGGUACAGUGUUUUUCACAAUUCUGACUCCUAUGUUAAACCCUAUUAUUUAUACUUUAAGAAAUAAAGAUGUUAAGGACACUCUUAUGAAAAUGUUUAUAGUAAAACUAAGUUAG
Protopterus annectens (West African lungfish) is the source of this 942-nucleotide messenger RNA. RefSeq names its product olfactory receptor 2AT4-like. The record is from RefSeq and is a predicted model, not a curated record. The transcript has a single exon. NCBI's taxonomy places the organism in Eukaryota, Metazoa, Chordata, Ceratodontiformes, Protopteridae. Bases 1 to 942 code for a protein of 313 amino acids. Gene Ontology annotation, molecular function: olfactory receptor activity; G protein-coupled receptor activity. Gene Ontology annotation, cellular component: membrane. Gene Ontology annotation, biological process: G protein-coupled receptor signaling pathway.